UCCCGCAUCCCCGCAUCGCCGGCCGGUGCGCAGGGGGCCGCCCGCAUGGUGGACAUCCUCCUCCCGCGGCCGCUCCCGGGCGCCAUGGGGGAGCCCUCCAAGAGGCGGCCAGGGCUGGCCCUGUGCGCGGGCUGCGGGGGCCGCAUCCAGGACCCCUUCCUGCUGCGGGUGUCGCCGGACCUGGAGUGGCACGUCGCCUGCCUCAAGUGCGCCGAGUGCGGGCAGCCCCUGGACGAGACCUGCACAUGCUUCCUGCGGGACGGCAAGGCCUACUGCAAGCGGGACUACAGCAGGCUCUUCGGCAUCAAGUGCGCCCAGUGCCGGGCGUCCUUCAGCAGCAGCGACCUGGUGAUGCGCGCCCGCGACCACGUCUAUCACCUGGAGUGCUUCCGCUGCGCCGCCUGCGGCCGGCAGCUGCUGCCCGGCGACCAGUUCUGCCUGCGGGACCGCGACCUGCUCUGCCGCGCCGACCACGGGCACAACCACGACGGCACCGCCGCCGCCCGCGGGCCGCGCAGCCCCGCGCUGCCGCCGCCGCCCGCCGCCCACCUGGCAGAGCCGGUGCCCGGGCGGCCGCCCGCCCCGCGGCCGGCUGCGCAUAAGGCGGCGGAGAAGACCACCCGCGUCCGGACGGUGCUGAACGAGAAGCAGCUCCACACGCUGCGGACCUGCUACGCCGCCAACCCGCGCCCCGACGCCCUGAUGAAGGAGCAGCUGGUGGAGAUGACGGGGCUUAGCCCCCGCGUCAUCCGCGUCUGGUUCCAGAACAAGCGCUGCAAGGACAAGAAAAAAUCCAUCCUCAUGAAGCAGCUCCAGCAGCAGCAGCACAGCGACAAGACGAGCCUGCAGGGUCUCACCGGGACGCCGCUGGUGGCCGGUAGCCCCAUCCGCCACGAAAGCGCCGUGCAGGGCAGCGCCGUGGAGGUCCAGACCUACCAGCCGCCCUGGAAAGCGCUCAGCGAGUUCGCCCUGCAGAGCGACCUGGAGCAGCCCGCCGCCUUCCAGCAGCUGGUCUCCUUCUCCGAGUCCGGCUCCUUGGGCACCUCCUCCGGCAGCGACGUGACCUCGCUGUCCUCCCAGCUCCCCGACACCCCCAACAGCAUGGUGCCCAGUCCGGCCGAGACGUGAGGCCGCCCGGCUGCCCGCCGCCGCGGGACUUCCGCAUGCCUGCGCUCCCUGCAUGAGACACCCGGCCCCGGGCCGCUCCCAGAGCGCCGGACAAACGCCUUUGUUUUUUAAUUAUUCUUAUUUAAAAACAAACAAAAAAAAUAUGUUACUGACGGCCAAAAAAACACCGGGAUCCUC
Messenger RNA from Chroicocephalus ridibundus (black-headed gull), 1305 nucleotides. It is a transcript of the gene ISL2, whose product is annotated as ISL LIM homeobox 2. NCBI's taxonomy places the organism in Eukaryota, Metazoa, Chordata, Aves, Charadriiformes, Laridae. Bases 46 to 1128 code for a protein of 360 amino acids. The record is from RefSeq and is a predicted model, not a curated record. The transcript is spliced from 6 exons. Gene Ontology annotation, molecular function: DNA-binding transcription factor activity, RNA polymerase II-specific; cis-regulatory region sequence-specific DNA binding. Gene Ontology annotation, cellular component: nucleus. Gene Ontology annotation, biological process: axonogenesis; neuron fate specification; positive regulation of transcription by RNA polymerase II.